AUGGCCGGCUUGAUGGACGUCGACCGGACCCGUUCUCGGAGGGAGAGGACAUUCGUCGGGAGCGAAUGCGCCGUGUGUGAAGAACCCUUGGAGCAUACCCUGCGCGGGGAGCGUGUCCUGCAAUUUUCCUGCGCUCAUGUCUCCCACGAGGCUUGCUUUUAUGAGUAUAUCCGAGAGUGUGAGGGCCAGUAUUGCCCAACGUGUGAUGCCCCGUUGGGGCUGGACACGAGUCGUGGGGGGAACGUGUUGGAUCUCGAGAAACUCAGCAACAUCGUCCGCUCCGUGACCAGCGAUGCCGCCACCGCGCGCAGUGGUCUGACCACUCCCACGCCCUGGGACCAGCCCCAGGGUCGACUCGCCCCCCCGAGUGAGAUGACCCGCCGGUCGUCUCACAACCGGGAUAGUCGCGACAUGUACAGCACCCGACGCGACAGCCGAGACACCAGCAGCCAGCGGGACCGCGUCGAACGGCUGACCAUCGGCUCGCGCCCCCAACACGGCCGCAACGAUAGUCUCGCCGGCUCGUCGGGCGACUACAAUGACGCCCAGAUCGCGAGCAACGGCCGCCGUCACGAUUACGAUUUGCAGGCCAUGGAGUCGGACCUGAGCCCGCGGCCCGGCUCGACCAAGAACCCCAUCCCAGCCCCGACCGUGACCAUCCGCAGCGAAUUCCCCACACUCAAUCGGUCUCGUCAACAACAGUCUCUGACCUGCUUGAUCACCGUCGAAGUUCCCGAGGGCUGGCGGGCGAGCGCCGAUGACAUUCGUCAGAGUACUAUGGACCAGCCGUUGCCCCUGGACGAGCCGUACGCGGCCGUGCGUCGCCCUUCCGCCCAGGAGACUCGUCACCUGCCGCCCCUGUCGUUCGAGCCGCAGGAGAAUUUAGACGAGGUCGCCGAGAAUCUCCGGUCCCGCGUCGACAACUGGCACGGUCUCGAAUUCCAACGAUUCGGAAAGCUCCGUCUGCACGGUCACAUGCGGGUGGGCAAGGAUCGGGAAUCGUGGCAGGAACUCGAGUGUUUCCUGUUCGCGGAGAUGCUUAUCUGUGUCAAGGAAAAGCGGAUCAAUGACCACCGUCACCCCGAUGAUCCGGCGAAACGGACCACGCGGACGACGCUGAAGGGCUCGAUCCUCAUCAAGCGACAUCUGCGCGGCACCGAGGCCUCGCCUGAGGAACCGGUGCUGGCCUUGCAUCUGUCCGUGAAUGAGCUUCCGUGCUUCUAUCUCCGGUUCCAGAACCGAAAUCAGCUGGACCUCUGGCGUCGGGCCCUGUCGGACUUGAACCCCCCCGACAAUGCCUCCCGCCACACCGACUACGAUUUCGAUAACUCGGGCGCGGAGGAGGAAGACUACCGCGCCAGUCGGAUCCGACGACAGGCGUCGUUGAAUUCCUCCUAUGGCGCGGCGCGGUCCAACAACACGGCGAUCACUGACUACACGAACGUGGCCGGGGACAGCAUCCCGGCCGGCCCUACCCACAUCCCGCUCGACCUCGUCGUCGUGAUCCCCGUGUCGUCGUCCAUGCAGGGUCUCAAAAUCACCCUGCUGCGGGACGCGCUCAAGUUCCUGGUGCAGCAUCUGGGCCCCCGCGACCGCAUGGGCCUCGUGACCUUCGGAUCCAGCGGCGGCGGCGUCCCGCUCGUCGGCAUGACCACUAAAUCGUGGGCUGGGUGGAACAAGAUCCUCAGCUCGAUCCGCCCCGUGGGACAGAAGAGCCUGCGCGCCGACGUGGUGGAGGGGGCCAACGUGGCCAUGGACUUGCUGAUGCAGCGCAAAUCCGCCAACCCCGUCUCGACCAUCCUGCUGAUCAGCGAUUCGUCCACCUCCGACCCCGACAGCGUCGAUUUCGUCGUGUCUCGGGCCGAAGCAGCCAAGGUGGGGAUCCACUCGUUCGGCCUCGGACUGACGCACAAGCCCGAUACCAUGAUCGAGCUGUCCACGCGCACCAAGGGAUCAUACUCGUACGUGAAGGACUGGAUGAUGCUGCGGGAGUGUGUCGCCGGCUGCCUGGGCGCCAUGCAGACCACCUCCCACCAGAACGUCAAGCUGAAGCUGCGCCUGCCCGAGGGCUCGCCCGCCAAGUUCGUCAAGAUCAGCGGCGCCCUCCACACCACGAAGCGCGCCACCGGACGGGACGCCGAGGCCGCCCUGGGCGACCUGCGGUUCGGCGACAAGCGCGAUGUCCUGGUCCAGCUGGUCAUCGCGCCCGACCACUCCACGCAGGAGAGCAUGCCCCAGGAUCCCUGGGAGAGCCUGGUCUCGGGCCUGGAGGCCCUGGGCGGCGGAUCCGACGGGGAUGAACAGCGCGUGCUGAGCGUCGAGGAAGUCCCGCUGAUCCAGGCGGACCUCACCUACGGCGAUCUGCUCCGGGACGGCCAUCUGAUGCACUCGCCCCGGCCCUCCCUGCUGGCCAUCACCAUGCUACCCCCGAACCCCCGGGCCAAGGGCGGCCGUCCCAGCACGCCGCCCAUCCCGCCGCACCCGUCCAUCGUUCAACGCCGCAUGGAGCUGCUCACCUCGGACAUGCUUACCCGCGCCCUCACGCUGGUCUCGCGCGGACAGCACGACCGCGCCCAGCACCUGCUGAUCGAGACGCGUGGCAUCCUCAAAGGCCUCGGCAAGGGCAGUCUGCCCCCUCUGCCCCCGGGCGCCGUGAGACCGCCCCACGGAAGCGACUCCGGCAGCCGGGUCGGCACGCCCACGUCGACGUCCCCGAAGUCGUCCACCUUCGCCGACAGCCACUCAUCGGGCACCUCCGAGGCCGCGACCGUGACGGGGGUGGCCGCAGUCGACGGGCAGACGAUGACAGCGCUCGACGGCGACUUGGAGUCCGCGCUGGAGUGGAUCAACCACCCCGCCGUGUUCGGACGCGACUCGCGCAAGGCCGUACUCCAAGCAAUCGGUGUGAUCUCAUCCCAACGCGCCUUCACCUACCGUUCCUCAUCAGAAGCCCACUGGGCGCAACGCGUCGCAGGCGUCCGACGCCUCACCGAACGAUCCCGGGACUGGCGCGAAACCGGCGACGACGCCCUGACCGAAGAAUAA
Molecule: messenger RNA, 3045 nt
Organism: Aspergillus candidus
Lineage: Eukaryota; Fungi; Ascomycota; Eurotiomycetes; Eurotiales; Aspergillaceae
Product: vWFA and PH domain-containing RING finger protein
Exons: 4
Coding region: 1-3045 (1014 amino acids)
Source: RefSeq, a predicted model, not a curated record